AUGAAUAAAUCACUCUUCAUUUUCAUUUUCCUAUCCAUACUAUCGCUUUCCUCUGGCCAAUAUUCUCCUACUCCGGUGCGCGACACUGACAAGAAUGUCUUACGUGUUGGCACUAAUUACUACAUCGUCCCCGCUGUGCCUGGCGGUGGUGGCGGGCUGAUCACAGCCCGAGGACCCGGCCAGUUGUGCCCCCUUGAAGUGGCUCAACAAAUUGGUGAUAAAUUGAAUGGGUCACCCUUAAGUUUUUCACCAGCCAACCCCAACAAAGAUGGCAUCAUAUUUGAAUCUACCGAUAUCAAUAUUAAGUUCAUGGAUAAAUCAUGUGCUCCAAGCACUGUUUGGCGAGUUGAUGAUCCAAAUUAUUUUGGGGAACGAUACAUCUCGACCCAAGGGAUGUUAGGAAGGCCAGGACGGGAAACAAUUAACAAUUGGUUCAAGAUACAAAAGUAUGAGGAUCACUACAAGCUAGUACACUGCCCGUCGGUGUGUAAAACUUGCAAGAUAGUUUGUGAAGAUAUUGGUAUUAAGAUCAGUGAAAGGGGACGUAGAAGUUUGGUUUUAAAUAAAAAGCCUCCUUUUAAAGUCAUGUUCAAGAAGGCAUAG
Erigeron canadensis is the source of this 603-nucleotide messenger RNA. RefSeq names its product kunitz trypsin inhibitor 5-like. Lineage: Eukaryota; Viridiplantae; Streptophyta; Magnoliopsida; Asterales; Asteraceae. The transcript has a single exon. Gene Ontology annotation, molecular function: endopeptidase inhibitor activity. Bases 1 to 603 code for a protein of 200 amino acids. The record is from RefSeq and is a predicted model, not a curated record.